This is a messenger RNA of Trifolium pratense (red clover), 564 nucleotides long. RefSeq lists its product as uncharacterized. The transcript has 3 exons. Lineage: Eukaryota; Viridiplantae; Streptophyta; Magnoliopsida; Fabales; Fabaceae. The record is from RefSeq and is a predicted model, not a curated record. Bases 1 to 564 code for a protein of 187 amino acids.
AUGAAGGUAGAUUCAGACCCCUUGCCACCUGCUGACGCUACCUAUGUUGAAGUCUAUGACUGCAACAUGGUUGAAGUGAUAGAUGCUGCUGCUCCAAUCAAGGCUGUGCCUGAAGAGGAGUACGAAAAGAGGGUGCGUGAGGUGUACCCCAAUGCUGAGGAAGAACUGGUGGACUUCCUGAAUAGGUGCAAGCUGAAGAAUGCUGAAGUGAUGCUUUGCCCUAGGAAUUCUCCUAAAGAGUCAACAGGGUCAACACCUUUUCGACUAACAUAUGGUCACGAUGCUGUGCUACCUGUCGAAAUAAUGAUGCAGUCAAUUCGAGUGCAAAGGCAAUGGGAGCUACCUCCUGAUCACUAUGGGAACAUAAUGUUAGAUGAAUUAACAGACGUGGAUGAGGAGAGGUUGCAAGCGUUAGAUGCUUUGAUUCGACAAAAGGAACGAAUUGCUAGAGCAUAUAAUAAAAGGGUUAAAUCCAAACUCUUUGGUGUAGGAGAUUUGGUUUGGAAAGUUAUCCUUCCCAUGGACAGACGAGAUCGAGUCUUUGGAAAGUGGGUAACCAUUUAA